AUGCAGGUCAAAAAGCUUGAACAUGGCUUGGAGCGGAUUUCAGGCGGUAUCGCGCCGCAUCAGUGCGGUCAAAAACCUCAAGUUGAACGCAGCAUUCUGGACUUUCUCAACUCCAGCAACGCGAACAGUAAAAACGUCAAGCGAUUAAUAAGGCUGUUUAAAAACCAGCGUGGUUAUAGCCCAUCGGAACGGCAGCAUCGCAUACCAGCUGUCAUUGACGAGACUGAUUUACAAGCAGCACUGGAUGCCUCCGGAUUAAGUCGUGAAUCGCUUCUGUCAUGCGGCAGUCGGCCCCCCAGGCUAGAGUUCCCGUCCGGAUUUCGCAUGCAAUGUUUGCGUGGGCGUGACAGGAUUCAAGCUUCCGAAGAGGUUUCUCGGUCGCCAGAUCCGCAUUGGGCCGUCGACCUCUACAUCUCAGAUAUCAGCGACGAAGCGAAGAGAGAUCUGAUGGAAGAAUACUCGAACGAGAAAAAACCAGGCGAUGGCAUUUUUUCCCUUAGGAUACGAGAAUACCAGGGUAUUUUUGGAGAGCAAAACGAAUACCUCGAACAAGAGUGGUGGGCACGACUCGGUGCAAUUACAGACUCGGAGAAUAGGAAAAAUCAACUCGAGAAGCUCUUCGGACAUCGUCACUUUGCUCCGGCAUUUGACGCAUUGCGCCAUCUUCCAGCUCUGUACUGCGGGCUGCGGCUAGCCGUCAUCAGUAAAAUGAUUGCCAUGAGAUGUCACGACCCCCUUGCCUUGCCUCCUGCUGCCCACAUACGAGGGCGAAGACGGUAUCCGAAACGUUGCGGCACAACGCAGCAGAGAUUUACAGACAUGAAAAACAGCGAAGGCACAAAAGACGGCGAAACGGCCCAGACCACGAAUGACGAUGCGGAGGCGAUUGCCAGACACCUUGCCGACACACGGGACGGGACUCUUGCCCUGGGAACGCAGGAGAUGAAGCAACUACGGCGUGAGUGGAACGCAGCACGAGCCAGGGCAGACAGAGAGACGCACGGUUAG
This is a messenger RNA of Beauveria bassiana ARSEF 2860, 1008 nucleotides long. RefSeq lists its product as uncharacterized. The record is from RefSeq and is a predicted model, not a curated record. The transcript is spliced from 4 exons. Lineage: Eukaryota; Fungi; Ascomycota; Sordariomycetes; Hypocreales; Cordycipitaceae. The coding region runs from base 1 to 1008 and encodes 335 amino acids.